This is a messenger RNA of Dreissena polymorpha, 2708 nucleotides long. RefSeq lists its product as uncharacterized. The transcript has 6 exons. NCBI's taxonomy places the organism in Eukaryota, Metazoa, Mollusca, Bivalvia, Myida, Dreissenidae. The record is from RefSeq and is a predicted model, not a curated record. The coding region runs from base 1024 to 1965 and encodes 313 amino acids.
GAUUAAUGAAAUAAACAAAAGGUUACCAUUUAAACGGUAUCCAUAUGUCAGUUAUAAAAGCGUCAUUGACAUCGCAUUUCCAAACUGAAAGUAAUGAUUAUUUCCAGAAGUUAUAUUCAGAUCAUAACCCAUUUGGGCAAUGACGUCAUAUUAAAACCAACUGUUCUUGCCGUUGUUGAGUCAUUGGGUACACAUUUUCUACUUACAUGCCGUAGUAUUUUAUAACAAAGACAAAUAAAUAUUGAUCCCACAUUUCUUCAAUAAGACUACACCUGUGUAAAAUUUUUAUUGUUUUCUACCUAACAAGAUGUACAUAAAAACGAGUAUCUGUUUAUUAAAUGAAAAAUGAAUGCGGAUGAAUAAAUGUCGGAAAAAAUUUCCUCAUGCACGUUGUGCUGACGCGCGUCAAAUGUUCAAGACAAUUCGGGGAAUGAUCAUGCAACAAAUAGCUGGAAAAUUUUCCCGAGCACUUUGUGCCGACGUGUGUCAAAUAUUCAAGCCGUCUAGGUCGUACAUGGUGUUUUGUUAUGUUUACGCUGUUGUGAAUAAGGGCCAUCUGGCACACUGUCACAUGAUACAAAUGUAUACCAGUCUUUUUUAAACAGCUUUUAAUAAGUUUUGCAACAUUGUAACGUAAUGAACUAAAAUGGAUUAUGUUGAUAUCAACAGUCGUUUAAAUGUUUACUGUUUUUGUAAACAUUUUUGAGAAAACACGAAAUGCCACCAUUUAAACGUGAUACUCAUAGUUUCUAUAAAUGAUGUAAUUAUUUCAUUUCUUUAUACUUAAACAGUUCAAAUGUCAAGUCCUAAGCUUCGUAUGAUUACAGUUUUUGUCAUCAAUAUAAAGUUAAACUUAUUAUGCUGAUGUGCAAUGAUUGGCAUCAUUGCGUUUUCUAACUAAUUUGCAUGGUUAUAUAUUUUAUUUAAGCGUGUGGAAUAUUUUACAGAUUGUAGGGAAUUGUAAUUGCAAACUUUUCAUUUUAAUCUUGAGGCAAAGCAUGAAUUUUCCUUGUGUAUUCAUUCAUGUAUAUUUGUGAUUUAUUUACACAGACAUUCGCCAACUCUGUUUUCAAAGGUGCCAAAUUUUCUUGUGAUCGUUUUCGCCAUGCAUUGUUGAGAGACUUGCGGAAGAUGGAUGUUCAACAGCUGUAUCUUCAUCUAGGCUCAAAUGACAUUCUUACGAAUGAAGCGGUGUUUUACCGAGAUGUAGCUGACUUGUGCGUUUUGGUGCAUCAGGAGGCGCACAAUCGGUGUCCAGAAUGCAGGGUUGUUUGCUCCAACGAAGACGCUUUGCUGAGCCACUUCUGCAGUCGCCACAUCAAGCAACCAGAGACUGGAAAAGAGAGUAAAAUUAAGCUGAUAGGCUCACCAAUGAUUGCAUCUGCUAAUCAUGAACUCAACGAAGUCAGCUCAAGGAAGUGGAAGGCAUGCUUGGAAAAUAGAAGUUUCCAUUAUGAAGGAACAUACAAACAUUUCCCACCCACCAUGUGGAUCAAGAUGUUUGGGCUGAUGAUUCUGGGUCGUAUGUGUGGACAAGGUGGUCUUCAUUACAUCAUGAUGCAGCUGUGUAUUCAACAACAUGUUAACCUGUCCCAGCCGAUGUUGAUGCUCUUAAAUGAUGUUGAGAACAAUCCAGGACCGGAGUAUUCGUGCAAAUGGAUAUCCUGCAAGGAAGACUUCCACUCCAUAGGACAGCAAGAUGCACAUAUCAUGUCUCAUGUGGUUCAAGAGAAAUGCUGUAGAUGGGGAGACUGUACCAAAGUCCUGAGCUUUAAUAGUCUUGAAAUCCAUGAACUUAAACAUCUCUAUGAUGUGAGUUUAGCACUGUGUAUGAACUGGUGUUGCUUCAUUUUCUGCAUAUCUUUAUCUCAGUCUUCUCUAGUUUUGAUGGUCAAAUACAUAUUGUCUGCCAGUUUUUUUCCCCCAAUACUGCCGUUCAUCGUUUGCUUGCAUCAAGAGUUUUAAAAGAAAUUAAAACUCAUUUGUUUAGUUAGAAUCUUAUGAAAGACUUAAAUGGCCAUGUUUAAUACAAUUGUAUAACAACAUAUACGAGCUAAAAAAAUAGUUGGAAUAAUUAAUGUAUAUAUGAACAUAACAAAUUUACUUAAAAUCAUAGGUCUUGUUUUUGUCUGCCACUAUAAGAACCAGAACAUAUUUCGGACAUUCGAGGAUUGACUUGCUGUGUAAGAGGAUCAUCAGGUGAUGGAAGAAACCAGGCUUUUUUCGACUCAAUGUUGAUGAAACCUGAUCGACAUGCUCAUCUUGGUUGAGUAAGCCUGGGUUGAGUGUGUCCAAAAAGUAGGUAACCUGGUGAAAUCUUAGGAAAACAUUGUAACCAGAUCCAGGUUUAUUUGACUGACAGACCGAUGGACAGUGGGUCAACCGUAAAUCCCUUCAUGUGAAAACGGUAGGGACAAAAUAAAUAUCACAUUGCUCUUCUGAGUUCAUUUGUAAACCAAGUUUUAUCACAAAAUUAAAAUGGUCAAUGUAUUAUUUUGUGUAUUUAAAAAUUAUGUGAAUAUUAAGUUUCAUGAAAUCUUACUGAGUUUUCUCAAUUUUAGCUACUAUUCGGACAUGGACUGACGGACAAAUGGGCAACAAUGUCGCAAUUUGUAUACCAAGUUUUAUAAGAAUUGUUUCAUAAAAGUAACCAAUGUGUCUGUUCUAUGUCAAGGUAACUACUAGGAUGAAAUACACAAAAAGAUUUU